AUGCGGCUUUUUGCGGCUCUCCAGCUUGGGCUUCUUGCUCUAGCUGUCCCAGGACUAUGCGCUUCAUCGGGAUGGGGAUUUGCUGAUGGCACGCUAUCCGUCCAUCAAAAGGGUGCUGGAAUAGGUGGUGCUCAAAAGCAGAAGCUAUCACAAGACAAGCCGUUAACAACAGCGAUAACACUGAAUGAUGCAAGCACAUUGAAGCUUCUUCUGACGCUACAAGAAGAUAAUACCGCAGCUAAACCCCAUCAGGCCUUUUUGACUCUCAAAGAAAUCGAUUCCGGGCUGGACAUCUCAUACCCGCUCAGCGUCAAGGCGAAUGGAAAGGCCAUUGUCGAAUUGAAUCACAAAGAUCUCCCAGUUCAAUUCCUCGCUGCCAAAGCCCCAGUUGAAGCCUCCUUGUUGAUUGCUUCUUUUGGUUCUUCGAGCGGCUAUUACAAGCCCGCCUUUAAAAUAUCCCUUGAACAUAACACAAACACCCCUCUUCCCUCCUCGAAGGCUCUCCGAUAUGGAAAACUAGAAGAGAUUCAUCAUACUUUCAGAGAAGACCCCCGCAGUCCUCCUGUAAUUGUCUCCUUGUUCUUUGUCCUUGCUGUCCUGGCUACCCUACCGCUUCUCGUGGUCUCUUGGCUUUACCUAGGUGCCAAUGCCAACCACCUUUCCGUUGCGCUGAAAUCCGCACCUCUCCCCCAUAUAGUUUUCGUGGGGUCUAUUAUUGGACUUGAGUUGACCUUUUUCAUGUACUAUACGAGCUGGAAUCUGUUCCAGACUCUACCUGUUGCUGCAUCUAUUGGUGUCGUAUCUGUUAUAAGCGGAAGUCGAGCACUAGGAGAAGUACAGCAGAGACGACUUGCUGGCCAUCGAUAG
Nannizzia gypsea CBS 118893 is the source of this 867-nucleotide messenger RNA. RefSeq lists its product as hypothetical. NCBI's taxonomy places the organism in Eukaryota, Fungi, Ascomycota, Eurotiomycetes, Onygenales, Arthrodermataceae. The transcript is spliced from 4 exons. The record is from RefSeq and is a predicted model, not a curated record. Gene Ontology annotation, cellular component: membrane; oligosaccharyltransferase complex. Gene Ontology annotation, biological process: protein N-linked glycosylation. Bases 1 to 867 code for a protein of 288 amino acids.